CAUGGUCGUAUUUUAUGCGGUUCUUAUCAGCGUUUCAAUAACUGCAUUCGCUGCUGCAACCUUCUACUUCACCAGGCGUCACUUCUUGAUGCUGAGUGCUAUUCCAUUGUUCAUCUAUGGAGUGGGAUUCUAUGCCGUCCCUGGACUGAUGCUGACAAUGUCUGUGGUGAGCGGUAGUCCAGGACCUGAACAUCUUGUCGCCUACAGCCAUCAAGGAGAAGCCUUCCUUGGAACAGUCGCACUGUUCUUUUUCUUGAGAAAAUCGGACGACGACAGUGUGACGGGGUGGCUUCUCAGCCAAGUAGCACAGACAUCUUUGGCUCAAGCGAUGGCGUUGGCUUGUUUCCAUUACAGCCAGAGUUAUAAGCUCGAACACGGUGAAAGGCCUAUUGUCCUUCUCAACACAGAAGUUAACAGGGUCCUCUACAUCGGGAUGGGGUUAUGGUUCCUCGUCACUGUCCUCCAAUUCCUGCGCAAGCCGGCGCUUCAGUCCAAGUCUUCCGGUCUUAGUGACAACCGCAUGACGAUCCAUCGGACGAUAGUGACUUAUUCCACCUUCCUUAUUUCGCUAUUCAUGAUCGCCAAUCCGGACAUGAUAAGAACAUCGAAACAUGAACUGUUGAUGGACGACGUGGAGAAAUUCGCCUACCAGUUAGCGGGGGCUUUCUUUCUGACCCAAGCCUGGGCAGCGGACAGUUCGAAGAACUUCACACAUCUCAAAGAUCAAGCCGGUGUCUUCAAGGCGCAUCUUGUGUUGAUUUUUCUUGGCUGUCUAUCUCAAUUUUCUCACGUCAUGACAGGCAAGAUUCAUGUACUCGAAUGCUCCCCAACUCUCGCAGCCAGUGUCUUUCUGGCGAUGAACAGUUUUCUGGCCUUGCAUCGUUUGGACAAUUUACAGAUAAAAUCGAAUGAAAAAUUGCCGGAUACAAAAAAGAAACCGUGAUGUAUACGUGUAUACGAAUAUGGCAGAAUCUGACCGUUUUGCAGAAGUCACUGCUGUCGCCUCAUGUCAUCGGUCAGCAAUUAAGUCCCUACCGAAAUAUGAAGGAAAAAGAUGCAUGCAGUCAUACAUGCAGUAAAA
Messenger RNA from Lineus longissimus, 1081 nucleotides. RefSeq lists its product as uncharacterized. Lineage: Eukaryota; Metazoa; Nemertea; Pilidiophora; Heteronemertea; Lineidae. The coding region runs from base 2 to 943 and encodes 313 amino acids. The transcript has 6 exons. The record is from RefSeq and is a predicted model, not a curated record.